This is a messenger RNA of Corticium candelabrum, 987 nucleotides long. Its product is annotated as acyl-CoA-binding domain-containing protein 6-like. The record is from RefSeq and is a predicted model, not a curated record. The transcript is spliced from 6 exons. The coding region runs from base 401 to 688 and encodes 95 amino acids. Lineage: Eukaryota; Metazoa; Porifera; Homoscleromorpha; Homosclerophorida; Plakinidae. Gene Ontology annotation, molecular function: fatty-acyl-CoA binding; protein binding.
GUGUGUGUGUGUGUGUGUGUGUGUGUGUGUGUGUGUGUGUGACUUCACUUGAUAUGCUUUGAAUGUUGAAGGGUUUGUUUUUGUUGCAUUGGGCAUGUGAUCGUGGUCACGUAGACAUUGUGCGUUUGCUUCUGGACUACAAGGCGAAUGUCAAUCAGACGGAUCUAGAUGGACAAACACCAUUACAUUAUGGUUGUUGCUGCGACUUCAAGGAAGUCACUCAACUUCUACUCUCAGCUGACGGCGACGUCAACCUUCGUGACUAUGAGGGAAACUUGCCGGUGGAUGUCGCCAGUAGCAACGCAGUGAAGCAGCUCGUGUCUCAACGACUGUCACUCUACUAAACAUACUUACACUGCCAACAUGGACCACAAGGCAUUUGUAUAGGAAAGAUGGAUUGAUGUCACUCAAGCAAGGUUUGUUUUUGUUGCAUUGGGCAUGUGAUCGUGGUCACGUAGACAUUGUGCGUUUGCUUCUGGACUACAAGGCGAAUGUCAAUCAGACGGAUCUAGAUGGACAAACACCAUUACAUUAUGGUUGUUGCUGCGACUUCAAGGAAGUCACUCAACUUCUACUCUCAGCUGACGGCGACGUCAACCUUCGUGACUAUGAGGGAAACUUGCCGGUGGAUGUCGCCAGUAGCAACGCAGUGAAGCAGCUCGUGUCUCAACGACUGUCACUCUACUAAACAUACUUACACUGCCAACAUGGACCACAAGGCAUUUGUAUAGGAAAGAUGGAUUGAUGUCACUCAAGCAAGUAUCACUACACGUACCAUCAUCGUUUAUGCCAUCACUUUAGUGUAGAUAUUUGAUUGAAGUCUUGAGUGUGGCGACAUAGGAAUGCACUGUACAGUAUGUAGGUCUUUUACUGUCUAGCUGUAAUAGACUGUAUGUGCAUACUUGUCAUCUUGUAUUAGAGCGCAGGCUUCACUAAAGAUUAAAAUUCAAUUUUAGUAAAUAAAGAUUUAAGUGUAGUGUGUGUGUG